AUGUCUGACACCGUCCACUUCUUCGACAUCACCUCCACCUUCCCAGGUGCACACAAGUCAUGGUCCCCCAAUACUCUUAAAGUGCGGGCCGCGCUUAACUUCAAGAAAAUCCCGUAUACUCAAAGCUGGGUCUCUUACCCAGACAUCGCACCCUUGAUGAAGGGGUUCGGUCUCGAAGCCAACAAAGUCGGAUAUGCGUAUACCCUCCCCGCAAUCGUACACAAAUCCAUACCCGACAACCAAGGUGCAAUGAUGGACUCCCUUCCCAUUGUCGAGCAUUUGGACCGUGUUUUCCCCGAUCAUCCGCUUUUCCCGUCUGGCGACGCCAGCUAUGCCCUCUUCCUCGCGGUCAACAAGCUCGCCAUGGCUCUGGGACCGGCGAUCCGGGCGCUAAUCAUCCCCAGUGUGCCGGCUAAACUUGAUCCGCGGGGACAGGAGUAUUUCGUGCGGACGAGGACUGAGUCAUUUGGGAAGCCUUUGGCGGAGAUCCGGCCGACAGAUGAGGGAGAGAUUGCAGAGCUUUGGGGCGCGAUGGAGAAGGAGUGUGCGACGUUGAUUAAGAUGCUGAAGGGCAGGGACGGGAAGAAGGGUCCUUUCUUCGAAGGGGAGACGGCGGGUUAUGCGGAUAUUUUCUUCGCAUGCCAUCUGGCGUUUCUCCAACGGUUCGAUCGCGAGCUCUGGGAGAAAUUGAUGGGUUUGGGUGACGGUGAGUUUCGGGCUUUGUGGGAUGCUACCUUGCCCUGGUUGGAGGGGCAGGGUGAGGAGAAGGAGUGGCCGAUUCCGCAGGAUGUUUAA
Molecule: messenger RNA, 795 nt
Organism: Penicillium pulvis
Lineage: Eukaryota; Fungi; Ascomycota; Eurotiomycetes; Eurotiales; Aspergillaceae
Product: glutathione S-transferase family protein
Exons: 2
Coding region: 1-795 (264 amino acids)
Source: RefSeq, a predicted model, not a curated record